Molecule: messenger RNA, 7812 nt
Organism: Austrofundulus limnaeus
Lineage: Eukaryota; Metazoa; Chordata; Actinopteri; Cyprinodontiformes; Rivulidae
Gene: dock8
Product: dedicator of cytokinesis 8
Biological process (GO): positive regulation of T cell migration; small GTPase-mediated signal transduction; positive regulation of GTPase activity
Cellular component (GO): cell leading edge
Molecular function (GO): guanyl-nucleotide exchange factor activity
Source: RefSeq, a predicted model, not a curated record
ACGCGGUGCCUCAAAGCAGACGCGGAAGUUUCCACCCAGAGCAGCCGCUGUUUCCCGAGCUGAGCGCUGACAUGACAGGAGCAGAGAGCUGUGGGUAGGAAGGAGCGGUGACAGCGAGGAGGAGGAGGAGGAGGAAGAAAAGGGGCGAGAGGAACCCCCGGAACCCCCGCGGCUGUACCGGACCCUCAGCCUGGCGGAUGGCUUCUCUUGGCUCCGCGGAGCGACGGGCUUUCGCCCUGAAGAUCAACAGGCACUCUUCUGCAGAGAUCAGAGAACAGUUCACUGGAAACUAUGGCUUGCAACACAGCCGAAGCAACUCCAGCACUUCGGGCUCACCUUACACUACAGUGCCUCUGGCYUAUAAAGCGGUGGAGCCGUUGGACCUGGAGGAGUUCCUGAUGUCACAGCUAAGCAGUGGCGACUCGGCGCUGAUGAACGAACUUGGAGACUUUCCCGACGACAACCUGAAAGUGGAGCAGGUGGAGCGGGAGCAACGCACCGUUCGGCUCUCGGUCCCGGAGGACGGAGUGGAUUUAGAUUCCCAUGUAAGAGACUGUGUGAAGAGCUACACACAGCCAUGGCUCAUAGUCACCAGAAGGUGCCAGGGGGAUGGCUGGAUCACUUACUCGGAGCGAACUGGCCUAAACAAAGACCUGCAGAAACAAAUUUUUGAAUCGGAUGUUCAACCACAAAACAAAGACAAACCAAUCAUGUCUCCGAACCUGGCGGGGCUUACGGACGACUCGGGUCGCACGCUGACUUCAUGUGAUUUCAACUUGAGAAGUUUGGCCCCGGACCUAAGGGUGGAGAGGCUGCUGGCYUUCAGCAACCACGAGGAGCUGGAUCGCUUCAAUCAGGAGUCGCGGCAGGAAAACAGGCUCCCCGAGCUGUUUGCUCUUUACCCGCCGCCUGACGAGGACGAAGCAGUGGAAAUCCGUCCCAUUCCCGACUGUCCCAAAGAACACACUGGAGAACGCAUCCUGAUCCGAUGCCAGGCCAUAAAGUUUGAAAUUGACAUCGAGCCAAUUUUUGCCACCAUAGCCUUGUAUGACCUGAAAGAGAAGAAAAAGAUAUCAGAAAACUUCUACUGUGAUCUCAACUCAGAACAGUUAAAAUCCUUUUUGAAACCUCACACUCCAAACGUGGAUUCCUCUACGCUCGCUAGAUCUGGCAUUUUCUCUAUUACCUACCCUUCUCCUGACAUAUUUCUGGUCAUUAAGAUCGAGAAGGUCUUGCAGCAAGGAGAGAUCAGUGACUGUGCUGACCCGUAUAUAACAAUGAGGGAAAGUGACUCCUCGAAGAACAAGGACAAACUCGAGAAGCUGCGAAACCAGGCAGAGGUUUUCUGCCAGAGGCUGGGCCGCUAUCGCAUGCCUUUCGCCUGGGCGACCGUUAAUAUCAUGGACGUCAUCUCCACCGCCACGACAGACCGUGACGUCACGGACUCUGACAGCAUUAAAGGUAAAUCCAGCAGCAUUGACCGUAAAGCGCAGCUUCCCAGGAGAAACUCGGAGCGUUUCAGCACCAUCGACGAUCAGUUUUGUAACGUUUCUGGUUUCAAGCCGGCGACCAUCACCAUCUCCACCAUCUUUAAACAGGAGGGAGAUCGUCUAAGUGAUGAGGAUUUGCUGAAAUUCCUUUCAGAGAUUAAGAAAACCUCAGUCCCACAAAGACGACCCAAGAUGAUACCAGGUAGCAUAAAGUUGGACAUGUCUCCUCUCCACGACAUGCCGCAGGCCUGUCUGUCCACAGAGCUCAUCCCGCUCAUACCUGUGGCAGAGAAAAAUGUCCGGCCGGUGAAAGAGGUGCUGGAGUUCCCCGCCAGUGAGGUUUUCGUCCCUCACAACAUUUACAGGAACCUGCUCUUCGUCUACCCCCAGAGGCUGAACUUUGUGAACAGGCUUACAUCAGCAAGAAACAUCACCAUCAAAAUCCAGUUCAUGAGCGGAGAGGACCCGAGCUGCGCUCUGCCUGUCAUUUUUGGUAAAUCAAGCGGUCCUGAGUUUUUACAAGAAGUUUACACCCCUGUUACCUACCAUAACAAGUCUCCAGACUUCUAUGAGGAAGUGAAACUUGCUCUUCCGGCCCGUCUGACGGAGAGGCACCACCUGCUGUUCACUUUUUACCAGAUCAGCUGCCAGCAGAAACAGAACCAGAGCGGCAGCUGCGAGACUCUCAUCGGAUAUUCUUGGCUGCCCAUACUGAACACUGACCGCCUGCAGAUGGGUCAGUACUGUCUGCCCAUCGUCUUGGAGAGACUUCCUGUUAACUACUCAUUGCACGCCCCAGAGAAACUUCCURCUCAGGCGCCUCCAGUCAAGUGGAUGGAGAGUCACAAAGGACUUWUUAACCUGGAGGUUCAGGCGGUGUCGUCUGUUCACAUUCAGGACAACCACCUGGAGCGGUUCUUCACCCUGUGCCACGCUCUGGAAGGCUGCGUUACGUUCCCUCUGCGCUUCAGGGARGAGAAGAUUCCUGAGAACAAGCUGGAGCACGAGCUGAAGCUCAGCAUCAUUUCACUGGCCUCUGCUCGAUUAGAGCCUCUGGUCCUCUUUCUCCACCUGGUGCUGGAUAAACUCCUGACUCUCAUCAUGCAGCCCAUGGUUAUUGCUGGUCAGACUGCCAACCUGGCUCAGAUAGCCUUUGAAUCAGUGGUGUCUAUUGUUAACAGUCUUCACAACAGCCAGGAGCUGGUCAGGGACCAGCUGGGCAGGAACAGCCUCCUGGCGUCUUACCUGUACUGGGUGUUCCGCCUCCCUGAACCUCACGGAGACAUGCAGAGUGCAGGCCCGAUGAGUUCCCUGCCCUCGUCGGAGAGUCGCUACAGCACCAUGGGUCGGGCCACAGCGACCGUGGUCGGGAGCAUGCUCCUGCAGUCCAGGGUGCGCAGCAGCAGCAACCCCGACAUCCCCGCUCAGCAACUGUCUGCUGAAGAUGUGGAAGUCAAAAACAUUCUCUCUGCAAAGGGCCACAACAACCCAGGCAGCCGCAUGUCCACCUAUGUGGACGUCAACAACCAUCAGAACCAGACGGGAAGCACCCGACCCUCCAACAGGAAGCAGUUUCACGAGGAGCUGGCCCUGCAGAUGGUCGUCAGCACCGGUGUCUGCAGAGAAAAUGCUUAUAAAUACGCCUGGUUCUUCUUUGAGCUGUUGGUGAAAAGCAUGGCACAGCACGUGUCCCAGCUGGACAAGCACAGCGUGCCCCGACGGAGCCGCUUCUCCGACAGAUUCAAAGGCGACAUCGGCACCAUCGUCUCGGUGGUCACGGCCGAGGUCUGCACCAUCCUCAUCAAGCAGCACAAGGAGGUAGAGCAAGCAGAGAAAGUCAACAUCAGCCUGGCCUUCUUCCUGUACGACCUGUUGUCUCUCAUGGACCGAGGCUUCGUCUUCCAGCUAGUGAGAAACUACUGGAACCAGAUGUCAGCAAAGAGUGUAGCCAUGCCGAUGUUGAUCAGCAUGCGUUUGGAGUUCCUGCGAAUCCUCUGCAGCCARGAGCACUACCUCAACCUGUGCCUGUACUUCAGCAGCCCUGCCUCAGCUCCCGCAUCGCCGUGCCCGUCCAUCUCCUCGCAGAGUUCCGGUUCGUGUAGUUUCCAGGAGCAGCAGAGGAUCCUGGCGCUGUUUGAUCUCUCUCAGGAAUUUAAGCAACAGCAUUACCUCGCCGGUCUGCUCCUCACAGAGCUCAGCGUCGCGCUCGACAUGGAGUCAGAGGGGGGAAAAGUACAAAGAAAGGCCAUCAAUGCAAUUUACAGCCUGCUGUGCUCUCAUGAUCUGGAUCAGCGCUGUGAAAAACCUGAGGUCAGAGCCAAGGUGGCUGGUCUCUACCUCCCCCUAGUGGGGAUCAUUAUAGAAUCUACCAACUACCUGGAUUUCACAGUGUGCGACUCGCGGGGCGGGAAAAACAAGACGGGCGAACCCGAGGACGACCUUGAAAACGUCCCACCCAUCAAUCAGUCUGUUGCCAUGGCGAUUGCCGGGAACCCCUUUAACACGCUGGGUCGGAACGUUCUCGUCUCCAUGGCCUCUUUGCAGGUGAAAUCCGUAGCCACCCUGGCGGCCGACACGAGCCGCCACCUGUUGGUGUGUUUCCUGUGGGUGAUGAAGAACGCUGACCGGACCCUGAUCCAACGCUGGACCGUGGACAUGCCUUCAUCGCAGCUCAACAAACUGCUGGAGCUCCUCACCAUCUGCAUCUCCUGCUUUGAGUACAGGGGGAAGCAGAGCAGUGACAAAGUGAGCACUCAGGCCUUACAGAAAUCGCAGCAGGUCAAACUGCAGCUAGAAGAAGCCCUGCUGCGAGGGAUGGGAGCCCGCGGAGAAAUGAUGAAACGAGUUGGAGGAACGGAUAGAUCUAUGGGUCAAAGAGAGAACCUGCGCUGGAGGAAAGACCGCACUCAGUGGAGACAAACUAACGACAGACAGGAUAAAUCUAAAUCAGAGUUGGACCAAGAGGCUCUGAUCAGUGGGAACUUAGCCACAGAGACAAACCUCAUAGUACUUGACCUGCUGGAGACRAUCAUACAGGCUGUGCCUCUGGCUGACUGCAAGGACAGCGUGGUCGGCGGCGUGRUGAAGGUGCUACUCCACUCUCUCACCUGCAACCAGAGCACCACUUUCCUCUCGCACACCUUCAGCACGCUGAGAGCGCUGGUCAUCAAGUUCGGAGACCUGUUGUUCGAGGAGGAGGCGGAGCAGUGCGCCGACCUGUGCCAGAAGGUGCUCCAGUACUGCAGCAGCCCCGUCGACGAGAACAGGAGCCAGGCCUGCGCCACCCUCUACCUCAUCAUGAGAUACAGCUUCAGUAACGCCAGCAACUUCUCGAGAAUCAAGAUGCAGGUCACCAUGUCUCUGGCCUCCCUGGUGGGUAAAUCGUCCGACUUCCAGGAGGAAUACUUGAGGCGCUCCCUGCGCACCAUCCUGGCCUACGCAGAGGAGGAUUCAGAGAUGCAAAACACUCAGCUGCCCUCACAGGUGGAUGAGCUUCUUAGAAACCUCAACAGUAUUUUGUCAGAUACGGUGAAGAUGAGGGAGUUCCAGCAAGACCCUGAAAUGCUCAUGGACCUCAUGUACAGAACAUUUCCCCCAACGUGCUGGAGGAGUCGGCUGUGUCGGAUGACAUCCUGUCUCCGGAUGAGGACGGCGUGUGCUCGGGGCGCUACUUCACAGAGAGCGGCCUGGUGGGACUGCUGGAGCAGGCCGCCGAGCUCUUCAGCAACGGUGGUCUCUAUGAGGCCGUGAACGAGGUCUACAAGAUCAUCAUACCGAUCUUAGAGGCUCGCAGGGAUUUCAGAAAACUGUCGUCCACGCACGACAAACUUCACAGAGCUUUUGAUAACAUCAUCAAUAAGGGCCAUAAGAGGAUGUUCGGGACCUACUUCCGCGUGGGCUUUUAUGGAGCCAAGUUUGGCGACCUGGACGAGCGGGAAUUUAUUUACAAGGAGCCGGGCAUCACACAUUUACCGGAGAUAUCGCACAGGCUGGAGAACUUCUACAGUCAGUGUUUUAAAGACGACACUCUGGUGAUGAUUAAGGACUCUAUACCAGUCGACAGAAAGCAGCUCAACCCCAAUAAGGCGUAUAUCCAGAUCACUUACGUGGAGCCCUUCUUUGACGACUACGAGAUGAAAGACCGCCUGACGAACUUCGAGAAGAACUUCAACCUGCGGCGCUUCAUGUACACCACGCCCUUCACCAAAAGCGGGCGGCCUCGCGGCGAGCUCAACGAGCAGUACAAGAGGAAYACCAUCCUCACCACCAUGCACGCCUUCCCUUACGUCAAGACUCGCAUCAACGUCAUCCAGAAGGAGGAGUUUGAUCUCACGCCUAUUGAGGUGGCCAUAGAGGACAUGCAGAAGAAGACUAGGGAGCUAGCAGUAGCCACACACAGAGAACAACCCGAUGCUAAGAUGUUACAGAUGUUGCUACAAGGCUCUGUGGGAACCACCGUCAACCAGGGCCCGCUGGAGGUGGCCCAGGUCUUCCUGAAUGAGAUCCCAGCAGACCCGAAGCUCUUCCGUCACCACAAUAAACUGCGCUUGUGUUUCAAAGAGUUUAUAAUGAGGUGUGGUGAAGCAGUUGAGAAGAACAAGCACUUGAUCACAUCGGACCAGAAGGAGUACCAGCAGGAGCUGAAGAAGAACUACAACCGUCUGAGAGAGAGCCUGAGGCCGAUGCUGGAGCGAAAGAUUCCUGAGCUCUACAAACCCAUCAUCAGGCCUCGCCUGGAGAACAGGGAUUCCUUCAAACGCCUAAGUUUCCGCAGAGCUCCGGAGGAGAACUCCUGAAACACCACAGCCUGUUGGAGAGUGCUGCAGAAAGGAAAAGGAGAUUGUCACCCAAUUGAAAGGGUGGUGGUGGUGGAAUAAAGAAAAAAAAUUGAAGUUAUGCUGAAAAAGAGCUGCUGCUGACAUCUCUGAAAUGAUCUGAGCUGGAGAAGUUUCCACACGGAGGAUUGGGAAUCUAGCGCUGUGCGUUAUUGUCGACUGCAGCUCCACGUUUAUGAUGAGGCCGUGGCGUGUCUGCAGGAGGAUGGAAAGGGAGAAGGAGCACAGGAGGAGAGGAAGGRGGAAAUACAAGCAAAGUGUUGCUUAUUGAGCAUUUCACUGUAAAAUCUUCAACGUCCAAUAAUGCUGCAGAAAUACCCUCUGGGUUGGUACAGCUACACUGUUUUUUUUAUUUUCCCAGAAGACUGUGUGUAUAAAUGUGUCUGAAUGUGCGUGCAUACACGCAACAUUGAUUCUUGUGAUCUGUAUGUACAUGUAUUUAAACUCCCAAAUAAAAAGGUUUAUUUAGAUGAGCUCUAUAGUUGAAGCUUUUUGAGGCUUACCGAAGUCAUUUUGUACAAGAUGAUCUUUUUUUUUUUUUUUUUGCUGAGAGCCUCUAAAAUGUUACUGUGGUCAUUACUGCAUGACAUGUGCCAGUUGAAACUACGGUUCAGACUGAUUGCACACUUGAGAAAUUGGUACAAAUUCCUGCUUUCUACUGUCUCUUUUUUUCUGUUGUACAGUUUUUAACUAUGCAGCUAACAGAGUUUUACUAUAGCUCACACAAGGCAGGUUUCUGGUUGCCUAAAUUAUACUGAUAUCUAGAAUAAGCCACAUUGUGUAAAUAGUGUUGCUUAAAAUAAUGAGCAAGAUGUUUACAAAGGUGUGAAAAAGUGUUUUCUUUUGAUUUUAGGAAAAGUAUUUUUUUUAGAUGAAUCAAAGCAAUAAUGAUAUUUGAAUUGAUUGAAAAUAGUCAGUACUGUAGAAAUCUGUUUCAGUAGCUUCAUCAGCMGUUUGUAAAUACACAUUUUUCCUUAAAACAAAGUGCCAAAUUUAUUUUCCUUUAUCAAGUUAAGAACCAGAACUGCAAUAUUUUAAAAAAAAGUGGACACACAUGCAUCCCAAUGUCACGAUGUUUCCUACUGGAGAAAUGAUUUACUGCAAAAAUCUGAUCACACGAACAAGAUGAUGUCACUGUUCCUAAUCUGUUUCAGCCAUGUACAUAGGUUUUCAUUAAUGGGAAUAUAUUUUAUGCAGAAUAUUAAUUCUCUUCUUUGUAUUUAUUAUUUGUUGUUUAUUUUAGUUGUUUUGUUGAACAAAAUCCUAUGCAGCUUGUCUCACCUGUGUAUUAAAUAUUAAACAAAACGUAUUCCUGUUUUUGAAAUAAUCUGAAAACUGUGUUAUGUUAGUGGCAUUCAGCUAGACUGCACCAAUCAGUUCUUUUUGGCUCAUAUUUUUUUGUGUUUUUUACUAAAUAUGGACUUUUUACUUGUCAUGCAUACAUUGUCAUUGAAGAAACUAAAUAAAAUCUAAUAUAUGCACUCAAA